Molecule: messenger RNA, 1843 nt
Organism: Durotheca rogersii
Lineage: Eukaryota; Fungi; Ascomycota; Sordariomycetes; Xylariales; Xylariaceae
Product: BAG domain-containing protein
Exons: 2
Coding region: 384-1376 (330 amino acids)
Biological process (GO): protein stabilization
Cellular component (GO): membrane; nucleus; cytosol
Molecular function (GO): adenyl-nucleotide exchange factor activity; protein-folding chaperone binding
Source: RefSeq, a predicted model, not a curated record
GGCCAAACAGACGAGCAGGAUACCGGAUACCCAAUUACCUGCUGCCAGCCUUGGGAUCACUUGCAUCUGCAACCCUCGAGGCUCCCAACAAGUAAAAGGGAAACAAAACAAACAGACUUGGUCCUCUGGGUGCCCUAUCCCCGGGCAGCCCAGCUCCGGUCAAGGUGGCUUCGAACCAGGCCAUUCCGGCAUACUCCAGUGCCAUAAAGAAUAUUACUGCCUUGCUACCGCCUUCGAUCCAGACCUGCCUCGAGACCACCAUCGCAACCCUCUCCGACGCCUUUGUCGGCUCCAACAAGUAUCUCGAGUCCCAGGGUGUCUCGCCCACCCUAGUCUACUCGACUUUAGCUGGCACGGCUGCCGCCCUCGCCCUGCCGCUCAGCAUGUCUCGAUGGGGUUGGACGAGCUGGGGCUCCGGCCGCGUGCCCGUAUCGCCCUACGCCCCCCAAUCCAGCACCCAGAGUGUGCCGGACGUCACCGACGAUGAUUACAGUUACAUCACUUCCGAGGACCUAGAACGAUCCCUGCAGCCGCCCGCACGAGCCUACGAUCCCCAAAGUCGACGGCCCACGUCCAGCUCCAGUAUGGAUGACGACGUACUGCUCAUAAAAAACAAGGGCAUCACCUACCCCGUCCACUUUCCCGCCUAUUCCAUCGGCGAUGGGAAGCUGCUGGUGCAGGACGUGCGUACCCGUGUGGGAUUGGUCAUGGACUUGAGCAAUCGUCGGAGCCGCCGCCUCAAGAUGCUCUACAAGGGCCGCCAGCUCAAGGAGGAAAGCGUACCCAUCCGAGAUUACGGCGUGAAGAAUAACAGCGAGCUGCUGGUGGUGGUGCCGGAGGGGAAGCUAAGCGACGAGGACGACAGCGGUAGCGGCCAAGACGUCGUCAUGGCAGAAGAGACGGUGGAGCAACCGAGACCCAGAAAGGCCAACAAGAAGCCCCGCAAGAAGAAGAGGGAGCAUGUCGAUCCCCACGAAAGCGUAGCCAAUCUCGAAGUGCCCGGCCGGCGGGAUAGGGACGGGAGAAGGCCGUCUGCCGACGGGUCCGCUCACCCAUCGAGGGUUGCCUCUCCCGCCGCGUCCUCGGGGCCCCUCGAGAAGCUGGAGGCAAUCCGAUCGCACUUUGACAAGGAGCUCCUGCCGCAGUGCGAGAAGUUCUCAGCCCACCCGCCGAAAGACCCGAAGAAGUGCGAGGACGAACACCGAAAGCUCAGCGAGACGAUCAUGCAGCACGUUAUGCUGAAGGUGGACGAGGUCGAAACGGGAGGGGACAUAGAGAUCAGGGCAAGGAGGAAGGAGCUGGUAAACUAUGUCCAGGACAUCUUCAAUGAGCUCGACAAACACCUGCCUCCCGGUAGCAAGUUGAGGACACGGUGAUCUAUGAGUAGCCUGCGACCCCCUCCUCUCUUGUUUUAUACACUUCCCGUAUUUGCGGGGGAAAAAAAAGAACCAGAUACAACGGAAAAGCCCCGGUGUUACUAAAAAGAUCUGAUAACUAGGGUAUCUCGACAAAGUCGUGCUCUUUCCCGGCCUACUUCUCUAAUAAUAGUUACCCUCUCUCUCGUCCCCCGUUUCCGGCGUGCCCUCCCCCAGAGUGGCGUCUCGUUAUGCAUCAUAGCUAUUUUCUCAGUUGAGAGGAAGCAUCCUUCGUCCUCGAGAUGUACUAUGCCCCCCAAUGAGCUCAUUUCGGUACAUACGCACAUAUAUACUUGCUUAAGUCGGUCACGCAAGGGACAAGAAUAGGGGUCGGAUCCUUCUUCUUUAUACGGCCAGAAUCGGGAAUGACUACCUACAUAGUUUGGUAGCUGGGGACGGUGGCUGGCAUGACAAGAUCAGCAUGUCAC